Messenger RNA from Phanerochaete carnosa HHB-10118-sp, 3576 nucleotides. RefSeq lists its product as uncharacterized. NCBI's taxonomy places the organism in Eukaryota, Fungi, Basidiomycota, Agaricomycetes, Polyporales, Phanerochaetaceae. The transcript has 14 exons. The record is from RefSeq and is a predicted model, not a curated record. Gene Ontology annotation, molecular function: phosphopantetheine binding. The coding region runs from base 1 to 3258 and encodes 1085 amino acids.
AUGGACGUGCCUCAGCUUCCCCCACCAGACGGCUCUCUGCCGACUCUCCCUCAAAUCGCCGACUUCCAUGCUACGCACCACCCGAACAGCCCAUGGUUCCUCUUUCCAUCCAAAGACUCUCCACAGGAGCUCGUGUCCGUCACCUAUCACGAGAUGGUACAGGCCAGCCACCGUGUUGCGCACAUCAUGCGACCCAACAGGGAGGGACCGGAUGGAGAGGUCAUUGCCCUGCUUCUCCAUACCGACACGCUCCUUUAUGUUACUGUCGUUCAUGGUCUCUUCCGGGCCGGUUUCGUGCCAUACCCAAUGUCUCCUCGUAACUCGCCGCAGGGGCUGGUUCACAUGCUCGAGACUGUGUCGUGUACCCGUAUCCUUGGUCAAGCUUCGACUUGUGGAUUGGUACAUCAGGUUGAGAGGGAGAUGCAAGCCAAGGGCAUCCAGCUUCGCAUCGACGAUAUGCCGGGGUUACCGGAGAUGUUCCCCCAGCUGGCUGGGAAGGCCAGUUCAACCUCCGCGGAGGUAGAGCCUUACCCUGCUUCGGACAAGCCUGUUGAGCCGCGCGCUCCGUCACUUUACUUCCAAACCUCUGGCUCGACUGGCUCUCCGAAGUCGAUACAUUUUACCUACCGUCGAAUGGCCCAGUGGUUAGGCUCAAAUGUUUUCGGUAGUAGCCGCGACGUGCGCUUUGGCGCAAUGGGUCCGCCAACGUUCCAUCCUAUGGGUCUACUCUUGCAGGCGACCUACCCACUCGUUACGGGCCGCGAAGUCGUGAUCUACACCCCACAGCACCCUGCACCGCCGGUUGUCCCCCAUCCGCAGAAUGUUUACGAAGUCGCGAAGCUCGCAAAAUGUACAGCGCUGCUUGCAGUGCCUUCUUUCGUUGAGGCGUGGUCGCUCUCUUUGGAUACAGAGAUCAUCGAGUACUUGAAGACACUUACUGUGCUGCUCUACGGUGGUGGCCCGCUUGCCCUCUCGACUGGAGACAAACUAGUCCGGGCAGGCGUACCGCUGCGGAAUGGGUAUGGUUGCACCGAAAUCGGAAACCCUAUGGUGUCAUGGGAUAAAUUACCGCGUACGAGUACCAAGACCGAUCCUGACUGGGUGUGGUUCCGCGUCCCAGUGGAUGCGCCCCACAUUAAGUUGGAAUCCCAGGGCGACGGGACGUAUGAGCUAGUCAUCUACGAAAUCGAGGGUUAUGAUAUCGCCAUGUACAAUGUGCCUGGAGAAAAGGCAUAUGCGACUUCUGACCUGUUUGAGCCACAUCCGACGAAGCCUGAUCUCUGGAAGAUCGUUGGCCGCAAGGACGAUGUCAUUACUUUGAGCACUGGCGAGAAGAUCGUUCCGAUCCCACAAGAGGCUUAUAUCGCAUCAAUCCCACUCAUCGACGGCUGCAUGAUGUUUGGCCGCGAGCGCGAACAGCCAGGCAUCCUCAUCGAGCCCCGUCCCGAGCACGCCAUUGAGCAACAUAACGAGGCUGCGCUCGUCGCAUUCCGCAACAAGAUCUGGCCACAGAUCAAGGAGGCCAACGAGCUGGCCCCCGCGUUUGCGAGAAUCUACAAAGAGAUGAUAAUCGUCACCGACCCAGACAAGCCGCUCUCGCGAUCAGGCAAGGGCACUCCCAUCCGCAAGCAGGUUUUGGUAGCCUAUUCCGAGGAGAUCGAGAAGCUGUAUGAGACGAUCUCCGCGAGCACAAACAACUACGGCAUUGCGCCGCCAAUGUCAUGGGAAGCGACAGAUUCAGAACCUUGGCUGGUCUACCAAGCCACGAGUCUUGUUCUGCAAGGACAAUCCAUAUCUCCUGUAUUUGAUCUCUUUCAACAAGGCUUCGACAGCCUAAGCGCAACCUUCUUCCGCAACCGCAUCAUCGGCGCCCUGCGCGCCUCCGAGAGCUCUAGUGUUCGCCAGGCCGCGCAACGCAUCUCCUCGAACUUCGUCUUCGAGCACCCGACUAUCGAACAGUUGGCCGCCACGUUGAGGUCGCUCGUUGACCCAUCUGGUGGCGCAGACGCCGCAACACUGCAUGCACGCACGCGUGUGGACGAGAUCCGGGCUAUGAUCGAAAAGUACUCGGACGACCUGCCUACAGCGCGGGCGCAGGCAUUUGGUCGCGGCGCGGCACCCAUCGUGCUUCUCACGGGGUCGACAGGCAACAUUGGCUCUCACAUCCUCGCGUACCUCCUCGCGGAACCGCGCGUCGCUCGUGUAUACACGCUCAAUCGACCAUCGGCGGACCCUCGCGGACGGCUGAAGGCUGCGCUCAGCGAGCGUGAUCUGCCGGUGAAGGAGCUCGACGGCCCGCGGCUUGUCUUACUCGCAGGGGACGUCACGCGCGACAACUUUGGGUUGGAUGACGCACAGUACCGGGAGGUCAUUGCGUCCGUGACUCACAUCAUCCAUAGCGCCUGGACGGUCAACUUCAACCUGGCGUUGCAGUCGUUCGAGGAUCAGGUCGCGGGUGUGCGCAAGCUAGUGGACAUCUCUGCCGGCACAGAUCGCCCUGUGCGGCUGCUGGUGACGUCCUCCAUCGGCAUCGCAAACGCAUGGGACCCUGCGAAGGGCCCCGUUCCCGAGCGGCCUCUUCCCGACCCCGAAAUUGCCGCCAGCAUCGGGUACACCGCAUCGAAGUAUGUGGUCGAGCAUAUCUUGAGCGCCGCGCGGGAAAGGGGCAUCCCUGCCACCGCCAUGCGCAUGGGCCAGGCCUGCGGCCCAAGGGAGACGGGCGCAUGGGGAACGACGGAGUGGAUGCCGAUCAUGACGAAGUCGAGCGUUACGCUGGGCUGUCUCCCUGCCAUGAGUGGUCCCGUUGCGUGGAUCCCUCUCGACGCCGUGGGCCAGGCGUACGUCGACUGGGUCCUGGAGGAGGACGUGCUCCCUGCGCUCGUGAAUGUCGUCCACCCACGCCCGACGAAUUGGGACGUCGUCCUCCGCGGUCUGCGCCAAGAGCUCGGCGGCAACCUUCCCAUCGUCCCUGUGCAAGAGUGGGUGUCCAAGCUGGAAGAGCAUGCAAUGAAUCCGACGGCCGAGGACCUCGCCCAGAUUCCCGCACUCAAGAUCGUGGACUUCUUCCGCUCCCUCGCUCGCCCAGCGCAGGAUGACGCAGGCACCAGUGUUGGCGGUGCAGAGAGCAUUGUCGACCUCGCGUACGAGACCUCAGAGCUUGUGCGCUAUAGUCCAGCGAUGCGUGGCAUUCAGCCCAUGUCGGAGGAAUAUGCUCGCUCGUGGGUGCGCUACUGGAGGGCGAAGGGAUUUGUAGCAUAAUCCAGGGGGAAGGUAGAGUGGCACGCGACGGUUAACGGUCAGCAUCAAUGAUCUUGGCGCAAGGUUUAGAGCAAGUCUCGGCGCACAAUUUAUGGUCGGCUGAGUGUGGGAAAUACUUGUGCCAAUAAGUCUAUGAUUCUAUGGGCCAACUUUGUGGCUCUUUGUGGUCGGAGGUAAGACAUCGUAUUAACUGUGGAAGCGUAGAGAAUUACCUCAUCAUACGAUUGAGACAACUAUUAAAAUGACAACUUUUCUGCCCGUAAGCACAUCCUAGAAUAAAUUCGCUCGAUGAGCCAAACGGUGUGUCUCUGACAGAAA